AAAAAAACAUCAGAGACAAGUGAUGAACCAGCUUGCCACUGCCAGAGCUCACACGCUACGAUGUUUACUUCGAACCGCCUCCAAAUUCAGAUGAAAACCAGUCUAUAUGGUCCACAAUAGUGCGUAAGUGGAGCCAGGACAGUGGUAACUAACAGCAAAUGUAUCCAUCAGACGAAGUUAAUGCCUGGGUCAAGAGGAUGAAACGAAGAACAGAUUACCCAGCAGGUCAAUCAUCCACCCCGUGCCCAUUAAGCAACAAAAUUGCACUUCUUUCCCUCCACUUGUGUCUGUCCGCACACUGACGGAGACGCCGAUGAUCGCUCUCAAGCGCAAGCACCUUCUAGAAAUAAUCGCCCGUGUACUAUCUGUUUCCAAAAGGCAAAUGAUGCGUCGAGAAGUAAUAGUUUAGCUCAGUGCUAGUGGGAAACAGGUGAGAUUUAUUUAGUGAAGCCAGUUAGAGAGGUGAUGUCAGGGCAACUAAACUAAGGCAUGCUGUAAAAGUUCAUCGAGAAUUGAGUCAAGGAGGACUAGAAAAUCUACAAUGCAGUUUUUUUUUGGUACGGAAGGUGUUUGGCAAUUGACUUUUCAGUAGAUUCCAGCAUGCAACCGAUGGUGAAACACUGAAACAUCAGUGUGAACUUGGAAGCUGCCUGGUGGGCUGGGGGCAGUUGUGUAAAAUCCAACCGUGCUGAUUACCACUACAAGGGACAGAACAAAUGGGAGCAAGAUCUGCUUCUUUCUUUCCCAUCAUGCUCUUUCAUGAUUAGAUCACCAUUGAUGCAUCAGGUCAGGGCACAACUUAAGCUCUGCUUCCCGUGCUAGUUCCACCAAUAAACCAUGCAGACACUCCAGCUUCCCAACAAGACACACAGUAAGAUAUCGCACAUACCUUCCCUUGGCCUUGCUCUUGUGCUGCUGAUAUGCUUGGCCGCUCCUACCAGUUCCUGCACCGAGCAGGAGAAGGGCUUCCUUCUCCAGUUCCUAGCCGGGCUUUCACAAGACGGUGGUCUUGCUGCCUCCUGGCACCAUGGCACGGAUUGCUGCCAGUGGGAAGGGAUCACUUGCAGGCAAGAUAGGACGAUCACCGAUGUCUUGCUGGCCUCAAAGGGCCUUGAGGGGCACAUCUCAGGGUCCCUUGGGAACCUAACCGGGCUGCAGCAUCUUAACCUCUCCCACAACUCACUGUCCGGUGGUCUGCCACUGGAAUUGGUAUCGUCCAGCAUCAUUGUCCUUGACAUCAGCUUUAAUCAGCUCAACGGAACACUGCUAGAGCUGCCAACAUCGACCGCUGCCUGGCCACUCAAGGUAUUGAACAUCUCGAGCAACUUGUUUACAGGACAGUUGCAAUCCACCACAUGGAAAGUGAUGAAGAAUCUGGUCACGCUCAAUGCAAGCAACAAUAGCUUUACUGGGCAGAUACCAACUCAUUUCUGUAAUACCUCACCAUCCUUCUCUGUGCUUGAUCUGUGUUUCAACCGCUUCAGUGGCAGCAUCCCCCAAGGCCUUGGUGGUUGUUCAAAGCUGAGAGAGCUCAGGGCUGGGUACAACAACCUCAGUGGAACAGUCCCGGAUGAAGUGUUCAAUGCUACUUCGCUGGAAUACCUGUCUUUUUCUAACAAUGAUUUACAUGGAGUUCUUGAUGGUGCACACAUACUCAACCUCAGAAAUCUGUCUACCCUUGAUCUAGGAGGAAACAAUUUCGGUGGCAACAUUCCAGAUUCCAUAGGCCAGCUCAAGAAAUUGGAGGAGCUCCAUUUGGACAACAACAAAUUGUCAGGGGAGCUGCCAUCAGCUCUAAGCAACUGCACAAAUCUCAUAACAAUUGACCUCAAGAAAAACAAUUUCAAUGGACAGCUCACCAAGGUCAAUUUCUCCAACCUGCCCAAUCUAAAAACAUUAGACCUUCUAGAGAACAACUUCACUGGCACAAUUCCAGAAACUAUAUACUCUUGCAGCAAUCUGACAGCACUGCGGCUGACUCGCAACCAUUUAGAUGGGCAGCUUUCACCACGAAUUGGCGAUCUGAAGUACCUCAGCUUCCUAUCACUUGCUGAAAAUUCUUUCAGAAACAUCACAAAUGCACUUCGGAUCCUUAAGAGCUGCAGGAACCUUACCACCCUGCUUAUCGGGGGAAAUUUCAGGGGAGAGCUCAUGCCAGAGGAUGACAUUCUUGAUGGUUUUCAGAAUCUUCAGGUUCUUGCGAUAAAUGGGUGCUCAUUGUUGGGAAAAAUACCUCGUUGGUUAUCAAAGAUAACAAACUUGGAAAUGUUAUUUUUACAUAGCAAUCAACUUACUGGGCCGAUACCUGACUGGAUCAGCAGCCUAAAUUUCCUCUUCUGCCUAGACAUAAGUAAUAACAGCCUCACCGGGGAAAUUCCAACAGCACUGAUGGAUAUGCACAUGCUGAAGUCAGAAAUGACUAAAGUCCAUUUGGAUCCAAGUAUCUUUGAGCUUCCAGUUUAUACAGGCCCUUCAUUUCAAUACCAAUACCGUGUACCCACUGCAUUCCCUAAAUCGCUGGAUUUAAGCAACAAUAAAUUCACUGGUGAGAUACCCUUGAAUAUCGGUCAGUUGAAAGGCCUCCUGUCAGUCAAUUUGAGCUUCAACGACUUGACAGGACAGAUACCACAAUCAAUAUGCAAGCUCACAAAACUGCAGGAGCUAGACUUGUCCAGCAACAAUCUCACAGGUGGUAUCCCAGCUGCAUUGAGCAACCUGAACUUUCUUUCAGCAUUCAACAUUUCACACAAUGACCUAGAAGGGCCUAUUCCAUCUGGAGGCCAGUUUAAUACAUUUCAAAAUUCUAGUUUUGAUGGGAAUCCAAAGCUCUGUGGCACUGUGCUCACUGAGAAAUGUCGUCCAGGAUCAACACCUUUAGUUCCCAGAAAACAAGGAGAUAAGAAGGCCAUUUUUGCAAUUGCAUUUGGUGUGUUCUUUGGAGGUAUUGCUAUUCUUUUGUUGCUGGGGCGUCUCCUUGUCUCAGUCGGGAUGAAAGGUUUUACAGGAAAAAAUCGAUGGGAGAAUAACGAAGGUAAUGAAGGAACUUCAUUCUACUCCAGUUCAGUGCAAACACUAGUGGCGAUGCGGAUGCCACAAGGAAAGGGAGAAGAAAACAAGCUCCAAUUCACCGACAUUGUGAAAGCUACGAACAACUUUGACAAGGAGAACAUCAUAGGAUGUGGAGGUUAUGGAUUAGUCUACAAGGCAGAGCUACCUGAUGGCUCCAAGCUUGCAAUUAAAAAACUCUACGAUGAAAUGUGUCUGAUGGAAAGGGAGUUCACUGCAGAGGUUGAUGCUCUCUCCAUGGCACAACAUGAAAACCUCGUACCGCUGUGGGGUUACUGCAUCCAGGGGAACUCAAGGUUCCUCAUAUAUUCCUACAUGGAGAAUGGCAGCCUGGAUGACUGGCUCCAUAACAGAGAUGAUGGUGCUAGCUCAUUUCUUGACUGGCCGACACGGCUCAAGAUUGCACAAGGAGCAAGCCUGGGCCUUUCUUAUAUUCAUGAUGUCUGCGAGCCUCAUAUCGUCCACCGUGACAUUAAAUCCAGUAACAUCCUACUGGACAAAGAAUUCAAAGCUUAUGUUGCAGAUUUUGGGCUAGCCAGAUUGAUCCUUCCCAACAAAACUCAUGUUACAACUGAGUUGGUCGGCACUAUGGGUUACAUCCCUCCCGAGUACGGGCAAGCAUGGGUUGCUACUUUGAGAGGUGAUAUAUACAGUUUUGGAGUAGUCUUGCUUGAGCUGCUCACAGGAAGCAGACCUGUUCCAGUCCUGUCUACAUCAAAAGAACUUGUCCCAUGGGUUCGACAGAUGAGAUCUGAGGGUAAGCAGACUGAAGUCCUGGAUCCAACACUUCGAGGAAGAGGAUAUGAAGAGCAAAUGUUGAAAGUGCUUGAAACCGCUUGCAAGUGUGUUGAUAACAAUCAAUUCAGAAGGCCAGCUAUCACAGAAGUUGUCUCCUCCCUGGCCAGUAUAGAAGCUGACCCAUAGAUGCAAAGACCAGCCAAGAUAAAAUGAACUAUGCAUGAUAGAUAAUCCUGUAUUUCCGUGCAUGAUGUACAUGUAACAUUCUUAGUUUUACUAAAACUGCUACUUUUGAUAAACAUUAGAGUUUGUUUUUUACGUUGCCAUUUUGAGCUUUACAUACUUCUUUAAGGAAAGAUUUUGUAGAAUUCAUCUAAGUUUCCUAUGUUUCUAAAUUACUAUACAUAUACGUAAGUUUCACAAGCAUAAAAUAUUCCUAUGUAAAGCAUGGGACAAAGUUAGACAUGCGAAAUGCAUUUUUCUUCAGUGAAAUAUUCCAAAUGGUUUCCAUUCAAGUACAGAUAAGCAUUGAUAAUGAUUUCCAUUAAAGUGCAGAUGUUAUGUGCUGUCAUCCAUUUUCUUUGUAUCAGAUGUUUCGAGAAACCACCAUAAUUGGAGGUGAAUUACCGAAUUACUACUACACAUCAAAUGUUUGGUUGGUCCAACCUUUGAACAAAUGGAAUGAGCAUUUGAUAAUGUAAUACAACUACUGUAGUACUGUCUUCAGAAUGUACAUAACUCAGCACGCACAACACAAUGUAGUCGCUAGCAGAACUCGAGAGGAAUGGCACCUAGGUAGUACGUACCAUGUCGAAGGAUUCACGCUGCCAAGAAACCACGGGCCUUGCAACGUAGCUCGCCAGUCGCCACUCCGGCGUAUAUACACAUACGCAUCAGAACGCUUCCCAGGCCUGUUCUACGAGCCGACCUGCCUUCUCGACCGCAACCGUCGCGGUCCAAGAAAAAACACCAGGGUCGGCAUUCCGCCGAACGGCCUGAGCGCGCUGGGCAGAGAAGGUGGGCAUUGUGCCAGAGAAAUAGAUGCCAGCGUGCGCGUGGAACGGAGCGAGCGUGGAAGCGGGGAUGCGGUGCGAGCACGGCAGCGUGCGAGGAGGAGGAAGCACUUCCGGUGAGAAUGCGGGAGUUGCGACUCGCCUGAGCCGGGAGCGAUGGCGAUAGAGCGGGGAAAGCGUACGUAUCGAGCGAUCGCCUACAGCACUCCGCACGGGCACGUCCGAGUGGGAUCUGGGAUG
Molecule: messenger RNA, 5057 nt
Organism: Aegilops tauschii subsp. strangulata
Lineage: Eukaryota; Viridiplantae; Streptophyta; Magnoliopsida; Poales; Poaceae
Product: tyrosine-sulfated glycopeptide receptor 1-like
Biological process (GO): protein phosphorylation
Molecular function (GO): ATP binding; protein kinase activity; receptor serine/threonine kinase binding
Source: RefSeq, a predicted model, not a curated record